This is a messenger RNA of Tripterygium wilfordii, 2465 nucleotides long. RefSeq names its product host cell factor-like. The transcript is spliced from 11 exons. Gene Ontology annotation, molecular function: protein binding. Lineage: Eukaryota; Viridiplantae; Streptophyta; Magnoliopsida; Celastrales; Celastraceae. The coding region runs from base 214 to 1947 and encodes 577 amino acids. The record is from RefSeq and is a predicted model, not a curated record.
CUCUCUGCCGGUGCCUCUCUUUCUCCGUUCAACAUUUGCUCUUCUUUUCUCUCUCAGCCUGUGACACUUGCGCUUGCUUUCGCUUGUUUGCCCGAAAUCAGCACGAGAAAGGAGUCAUCUUUCGGAUUUUCUAUCUCUGCCGGCAUUACCCGGAGAAAAAAAACCGCACUCUCUUGCACUUUCUCAUCAACUGAGGGAGUUUCUCUAAGAAUCAUGAGAUGGGAAAGGGUGCAGCUUCAACAAGACCAUGGAGAUGCAUCAAGGCCCGGAAAACGGUGGGGACACACCUGCAACGCCGUGAAAGGAGGGAGGUUUUUGUACGUGUUCGGUGGUUACGGCAAAGACAACUGCCAGACCAACCAAGUUCACGUCUUUGAUACUGUUGAGCAAACAUGGAGUCAGCCAGUGAUAAAAGGCACACCGCCAACUCCGAGGGACAGCCAUAGUUGUACGACUGUUGGUGACAAUCUAUAUGUUUUCGGUGGUACAGAUGGGAAGAACCCUCUUAAGGAUUUGCAUAUAUUGAACACAUCAACACAUACAUGGAUUUGUCCAAGCGUACGAAGUGAGGGACCAGAGGCACGGGAGGGUCACAGUGCAGCACUUGUUGGAAAAAGGCUCUUCAUAUUCGGUGGCUGUGGAAAGUCUGCAGACACGAAUGUUGAAGUAUAUUUCAAUGAUGUCCAUAUACUGAAUACAGAGACCUUUGUAUGGAAAUGUGCUAUGACAUCAGGUACUCCUCCUUCUGCACGUGAUAGUCACACUUGCUCUUCGUGGAAGAACAAAAUCGUGGUGAUUGGUGGUGAAGAUGGACAUGAUUACUACUUGUCUGAUGUCCAUAUCUUAGAUACAGAUACUCUUAUGUGGAAGGAGCUGAGUACUUCUGGCCAUAUGCUGCCACCUCGAGCUGGUCACUCUACUGUUUGUUUUGGCAAAAACUUAUUCAUUUUUGGGGGAUUUACGGAUGCUCAAAAUCUCUAUGAUGACUUGUAUAUGCUGGAUAUUGAUUCGGGUUUGUGGACCAAGGUCUUAACCACAGGUGAUGGACCUUCAGCAAGAUUUUCUGUGGCUGGGGACUGUUUGGAUCCACUGAAGGGUGGCGUCCUUGUGUUUAUAGGUGGUUGCAACGAGAUUCUCGAGGCAUUGGAUGACAUGCAUUACUUGCACACAGGGCUUACGUGUGCAAGAGAUGAGCGGAGGCCAGAAAAGUUAUCAUUGAGGAAACAAUUGAAACUAAAGUGCCAAGAACAAAAUCUUACACCUAUGCCUGAUAAAGCGCUGACUAGAAUUGAGAAUAAUCCUGAUGUUCGCCAUCCCAUGAUCUUCAUGGGCUACGGCCAACCAGGCAGGGAAAAUCUUCCAUUGAAUCAAGUGCAUCCUCUUCAAGGAAAGAAAACAUUUCAAGCCAAAGUUACUGAAAGCUUGCCCCAUGGAUAUACAGUUGAAACAUAUAUAGAUGGAAAGCCUCUUCGUGGAAUAUUAUUUGCGAACAGUCCAAGCUCUCCCGACUUGGCUAAUUAUAAUUCCUCUCGGAAAAGAGCUGGAGAAUUUGGUGGUGUUGUGUUAAAUGGUGAUCACAGCUGCAAAUCAAAAGCUUCUAGAACCCUUCAGCUGGAUUCAUUAAAACACAAACAAAUAGAUAGCCAGCUCGGGAAGGAUUCCUCAUUACAGGAACCCAAGGCAGAUGCUUCUGCCGCUGCUCAAGAUUUGAAGAACUUGGCUCCUUCUAAUAAUGGUUCUCGGCUCCACCAGGUCCCAACACGCCCAGAAUCAUCUGUUGCUCCUUCCUUGAAUCUAAAUGAAGUUAGGGAAAAUGCAACAGUUUCCACCACUAAAGUUCUGAAAGAGCAUUCCAACACAUUGCCGGAUCCCAUUACUUCAUCCUUCAGUCACGAUGACACUCCAGCAACCUUGGGAGAUCAGAACACUCCAGCAAAAUCAGUUUGAUUGCUGAACGACUGACCUCUUGGAAUGAUUUCUGAACAUAGCUGAAUAGAUAGCCCCCCUUGCCACGUGUAUAUUUGUCUCUUGGAAGGCAGUCAUAGAUGCUUUUGACCGGUGACAUACAGGAUCUGCUCACUUACUCGGAUGAUGCCACCUACUAAUAUAAUCUCCAUUUUUCCUCCAAACUCACGACGUUUCCUUCUUCCGAAUUCAAGUAUUUGCUAGAAUUGGUUAACCAUAGAUAUAGCCAUUAGCCGGUGGUUUUGUUCGAAAACAAUGAUGUCUUCCUGGUUAGUGCUUCCGAUAGGACUGGUUAAAGCACGAGGAAAGAUUAUGUACAGGAAGUUGGUGAAAUGUUCUGGGUAUUUUUCCUCCUUUGGGAACAAAAUACCAAGAUGUAGCUGCUCUUAGUUUACAUAUUGCUUGCAGUUACUGCUCACAGAGAACAAUUUGUAUAAUGUUGAAGGCUCCAAGUUUACGAGCGAUACUUAUGAAGUUUUCCCAUUUGGCUUUGAUAAUUC